AUGGAGGUUGUGCGGCUGGCAUGCCAAGAUUGUGCGGCCAUCUGUGCACUGGAAGGUCGAGAAUAUGCGCUGCUUAAGGUAGAUGGAGUGCUUUCCAAAGAAGCCCAGGAGAAGGCGGUUGCGCAGCAUUGGAUGGAUUGCAGAGCUAGGGCCAACAGCGCCCAUAGUCGUUGGCGCUAUGUAGCAUCGGUUGACGUGGCGACUGGUAGGCGUAUUAACGCUCUACAAGUGUGA
This is a messenger RNA of Eimeria acervulina, 234 nucleotides long. RefSeq lists its product as hypothetical. Bases 1 to 234 code for a protein of 77 amino acids. The record is from RefSeq and is a predicted model, not a curated record. The transcript has 2 exons. Lineage: Eukaryota; Apicomplexa; Conoidasida; Eucoccidiorida; Eimeriidae.